AUGGCGCUGCUUAGUGUGGGCAACUUCGCCCUCCUCGGUCUGGCGUAUAUCGUGUACAAAGUCGUAGGCCAGAUAGUGUACUACCACUUCUUCCACCCUCUGGCCAAGUUCCCGGGGCCAUUCUGGGGAGGUGUUACGCGCCUCUGGCUUGCAUAUCACAAUGCGAGUGCAGACGAGUGUGAGACUGUCAAGGCCCUCCACGAGAAGCAUGGACCCGUCAUCCGGAUCACACCCACGAUGCUGCUGGUGAGCGACGCCAAGAAGCUGCCCGAGAUCUACAGCCGCAACGCCAACAAGUCGAAGCACUACAUCACGGGCAGCUUUGGCGAGACCGAGUCGCUCUUCAACAUGCAGGACCACAAGGUGCACGCGCACUUCCGCAAGAUCGCGGCCGCGCCGUACGCCUUCUCCAACAUCAAGAAGAUGGAGCCGCUCAUUGAUUCCAACAUCGGCAAGUGGAUCGAGAAGCUGGACACACUCUUCGCCAAGUCCGGUGAGAAGUUCGACUUCUCGCCCUGGGCCGUCUACAUGGCGUACGAUGUCAUCUCCGAGGUUGGAUUCGGCGCCCCGUUCGGCUUCGUCGAGCAGGGCAAGGACGUUGAGAAUCUGAUCCAGGGCUUUCACGACGGCUUGGUCCCCUUUGGUCUGAUGGCACGCCUGUACCCCUUCACCAACUGGGUCAAGAGCACGUUCCUGGGCAAAUACCUGGUUGCCACUCCCGAGCAGGAGUCCGGAAUCGGCAUCCUGAUGCGCUUCCGUGACAAGCUGAUCAAGCAACGCUUUGAGGAUAUCGAGGCAGGAAAAACCACUGGCCGAAUCGACCUGCUGCAAGUGUUCAUCGAAGCCAGGGACGAGGAAGGCAAGCCCCUGGACCUGGACUACAUCAAGGCCGAGAUCCUGCUGGUGCUGCUGGCCGGCGCGGACACGACGGGCACGGCGUUCCAGGCGUUCAUGAAGUACAUCAUGUCGCACCCGGACGUGUACGACAAGAUGAUGGCCGAGAUCGACAUGGCGACGCGGGCGGGCAAGCUGUCGGCGAUGCCGCAGUACGAGGAGGUGCUGGCGCACUGCCCGUACUACGUGGCGUGCGUGCGCGAGGCCAUGCGGCUCAACCCGUCGGCGCCCAACAUCUUCCCGCGGCUGGCGCCCAAGGGCGGGCUCGAGCUCUACGGCCAGUUCGUGCCCGAGGGCAUGGAGGUGACGUGCAACCCGUGGAUCGUGCACCGCGACCCCAACAUCUACGGCGCCGACGCCGAGCAGUUCCGCCCGGAGCGCUGGCUCGAGGACCCGGAGAAGGCCAAGGAGUACAACAAGUACUCCAUGUCGUUCGGCUACGGCGCCCGCGUCUGCCUCGGCCGCGACAUCGCCAACAUGGAGCUGUACAAGGCCCCGCUGCAGUUCUUCCGUACUUUCCGGCCCAACAUCGAGAAGUCGGGUACCUACAUCUACAAGGGCGGCCUCAGCUACUUUGAGGAUAUGUGGAUCCAGAUCGACAGACGGGCUGCUGUUGUCUAA
Messenger RNA from Neoarthrinium moseri, 1515 nucleotides. RefSeq lists its product as uncharacterized. Gene Ontology annotation, molecular function: iron ion binding; oxidoreductase activity, acting on paired donors, with incorporation or reduction of molecular oxygen; monooxygenase activity. The record is from RefSeq and is a predicted model, not a curated record. Bases 1 to 1515 code for a protein of 504 amino acids. The transcript is spliced from 3 exons. NCBI's taxonomy places the organism in Eukaryota, Fungi, Ascomycota, Sordariomycetes, Amphisphaeriales, Apiosporaceae.